Molecule: messenger RNA, 4422 nt
Organism: Daphnia magna
Lineage: Eukaryota; Metazoa; Arthropoda; Branchiopoda; Diplostraca; Daphniidae
Product: protein Aster-B
Exons: 11
Coding region: 334-3759 (1141 amino acids)
Biological process (GO): intracellular sterol transport
Cellular component (GO): endoplasmic reticulum membrane; plasma membrane; endoplasmic reticulum-plasma membrane contact site
Molecular function (GO): sterol binding; sterol transfer activity
Source: RefSeq, a predicted model, not a curated record
CUUCAUAGCAGCAGAAGUGAAAGAAGGAAUAUGGCCGGUUUGACGUGUCGUCGGGCCGUCCACUUGUGAUUUUGUUGUUCCCAAAAGUUCAGUUUCUUCAUGAAUCUCACCCUAUGUAAUCUCCUAUUGUUAUUGUGAUUCCUCUAUUCUAGUUGAGAGUCGUGAGGGAAGGGAUAUUCCAAUUCACCCUCACCCAAUCUCAGCUGUAUUACUACUAAGUCUCAAUACCUUGGAUCUGCUUGACAGGCAGCACGUAACUUCUGGACAUCACUACGUCGUCGACUUUCACUUCUGUUUAUUUGUGAUAUUGAGCUUUUUUGUGUACCCUAAAACAUGUCUCUUGAAAAGAGCCUUAUCAUUGAAAAUGAUGAAUCCCCACCUGGGACGGUCAGACUUGUAAAGCAGCUAUCUGAACCCAACGAUUUCAACAGCAGCAUCAACAAUGCUCAUUCUUCUGCGCUUAUUUCUCGUCAGAGCUCAAGCAAGUCCCUAGGUCGUUCUUCAACAGCAGAUUCCAGUUUCGACAGCAUCUCCCCCGAACCUCUAAGUCUAGAAAGCAGCGAAGAACAAUCGACGCCAAUCCGGAAUCGUAUCCGCCGGAGUGAAACCCUGCCACCCAUCAUCUGUUCAUCCGAAGAAGUCUUAAAUAAUGAAGACUCAAAUGAUGAAUUCAAAGGAGAUUCGGCUGAAAUUCCGAAUGGAAACAUGGCGACAAGCGGAUUGGACCAUGGCGGAGGAUCUUCUCAUCUCGUGUCACCGGAACGCUUGGCUCCCGCACUCUCCUACCCUUGUCUCUUUACGGCCACGACGACGUCGUCGGGUCAAUUAUCGACGACCGCAACGUCCACCUCCGGCAUCGCCACAUCCACCCUGCUCGCCUCGUCGCCCAAUUUGGCAGGGUCCGCAGUGGAGACAACAACUACGACACUAUCAUCGUCGUCCUCGUCGAACAGUAACAGCAAUUCUUCGUCUUCGGAGGCGACGGAAGCGACCACAACCGGCCCAGCACCGGUGGUUGCAGCUUUUUCAUCCUCGUCCCCCUUGAACAGCAGCAGCAGCAGCAGCACCGGCUGCUGCAAUGGUUCCGUAGCUGAUCAUGAAAUGAGCCCUUUAGUUUCACCCCCGUCGCCCAUCCUCGGUGGCCAUCAGAGGCCGUCCAGGUCCCGUAGUCCAUCCAGUCCGUCGCCAACGCGACCCAAUGAGUCGUCUAGUAGAGAAGCUAGUCUGGAAAAAGCAUCCGGUAGUGGUGGUGGAACAGGAGGGGUUGAUGUUUCGCUGGAUCAAAUAUCGGUAGAAGGCGGGGAAUCGGGAAGCGCUGGAUCGAUGCGAUCCUUUGAACAUUUACCAAGAAAUAUGCCAAGUGGUCCAGAAAGUACGAAUGGCAGCAAGUUGGCAUCGUCUCUCUUCUAUUUUGCUCAGCAGGGCCGUAGUGGCGGAAGGAAAAAGUCUGCCUGGUACCAAAUGUUGAAUCCAACGUACCGUUCACGUUGCGAGGAUUUCAAACGGAUUUUCAAAGAUUUGCCUGUGGACGAGCGAUUGAUUGUCGAUUAUUCGUGCGCACUGCAACGCGACAUUUUAUUGCAGGGUCGCAUUUACGUCACACAGAAUUAUCUCUGUUUCUACGCCAACAUUUUUCGCUGGGAGACGCUGGUGCAACUUCGAUGGAAAGAAGUGUCUUCGCUAACAAAAGAAAAGACGGCUCUGGUGAUCCCGAAUGCAAUCCAGAUCUGCACCGAUGCGGAUAAGCAUUUUUUCUGUUCUUUUGGUGCCCGUGACAAAACCUACGUCGUCCUCUUCAGAACUUGGCAGCAAGCUCUUCUUGAUCAGCCGUUGGGUAAUCAGGAAUUGUGGAAAUUUGUCCAUUCGGUGUACGGCACGGAGUUGGGAUUCAGCAGCAACGACGAGGCUGGAACGUCAACAUCCAUCGUUUGUGGCGUCAGCGCUUCUGCCGGCGAGGCGUCCCCUCUCUCCGAAGUCAAUCAAGUCCAGCCGUCCAUUUCUCUGCAGCAACUAAGCUCACCUAGUCCGUCGUUGCAUUCGGCCCAAACGUCCAACGACGACGACAGUGGCAACGUCGUCCAUCCCAUCAGUCACAACGUGAUCCGCAAUCGUCAUCAUCACUACAGCCGACGUCAUCAGCUGCCGAGUGACACGACGGGCUCAGAUUGGAGAGAAUCACUGGGCAUCAGUAGCGGUACCAGUGCGGUAGGUGACGGAGGUAGCAGCAUAAUCGGAGGAGGAGGCGGAUCAGCUGUUGGAGGUGGGCCAAGUGUGAUCAUCAUGAAGGACAUGCCGUCUGCUGGAGGUGGCGGAAGUGCAGGCGAUGCCGACGUUCCUCCGCGUUACAGCGAAACGUCCGAAUCGGAAGACGAUCGUUACAUGAAUGACGAGGCCGUUCAAUGUCCCGUCCUUCAUGAGGGCCGUGAAAUGGUUAGCAUGGUCAUGCCGAUGAGCGUCGACGAGUUGUUUACUCUUCUCUUUACCAAUUCCACGUUUUACAUUGAUUUCAUCACGACAACGCGCAAAUGCACAGAUUUGCAGGUGAGCCCGUGGCAAGAAGCUGAAACAAAUCCAGCGGAAAAAUUCCGCACUGUUGCAUUUACUAUUCCAUUAAACAACAAUAUCGGCGUCAAGAGUACGCGUGCCGUUGAAAGUCAGACUUUGUUGGAUGUAAGCCGAGCCGGUGAUUUCUACGCGAUUGACGUGGAAGCUUCUAAUAGCGGAAUUCCUUACGCUGAAACGUUUGCCGUCUGUUGCCAUUGGUGUCUGAUGCGUUCGGGUUAUCGAAAGUCCCGCCUCGUCAUCUACUCGCAAAUCAAAUACAAAAAAUCCGUCUGGGGCAUCGUCAAAACUUUCAUCGAGAAGAAUGCGUGGGCAGCUCUUGAAGAGAAUUUCGAUCAGAUGAAACGGAGUUUGUUGGCAAUGCAAUCGUCGAGAGAUGCCGAAGACGUCAGGAUCGAAAGGCGAGCCGAAUUGCCUUCGUCUUCCGGCACGGGCUCUGGCGGUGCGAUGGGCGUCGUCGGACCGAUGGGCGGAAGCGGACCGUUGAAGAAACGACAUCAUCUCCACUCGAGAGCCACCAGGAGACGCAAGGACGGCAUGAUGGAUAACGGUGUGGACAAACGAGGAUUGGUAGAGUCUCCUCGCUCUUCCGGCAGCGUCAAACAAUCGGCCACUGGUAGCGGCGCUAGCGUCGGUGCUGGACGUCUCAGCAAAACGGCCAUUUCCUCGUCGUUGUCGUCGUCGUCGUCGUCGCCGAAUGCACCGUCUUCAGCGUCGUCGCCACCUGGCGGUUGCAGUGCCGUAUUCUACGUGGUCUUGGUUUCUUUGAUCCUGUUGCUCUGCACCAACGGCUUCCUGUUCUCCAAAAUUUGGGCGUUGGAACAGCUGGCCGAAGAAUUAGCUCGCCAUCCGCCCUCUUGCCUUUCGGCCGCCAACAUGGCCGAUCUUCGUGUUUUGACAGCCCAACCAAAGUCACCGGAGGAAUGGAUGAGAAUUUUACGCCAACAAGAGACUCUGUAUCGAUCGACUGAAUCGAAAUGGCGAUCGACUCUAUCGGCCAUGAGUGGCUACUUGAAACAAACGCAAGAGUCGCUGACCAACUUGGAAAAAGAAAUCGAACCCGAUUCCGAUUUGAUUCGGGCCAUUUUAGAGAAAAUUCAAUCACCUGCCUCCUCUUCUCCUGUUCCUCCCGUUAAAUACCACCCGCCUCGGUCCACUUCGGCUAGUGAUGACCAUCACACUGAAUUGCCCAGUUAGCGUAACGUAAAUAGGGGAAAAGAAGAAUAAUUCAUCACUUUGUCCAAUUCCAUUUAUGACCACCUUUUAAAACUAAUCACCACACGUACACGUACACGUACACGUACACACAAGGAAAAAGCAACGGGCAGGAUCCCCCUGUUAAGUUUGGUUUUCUUUUAUUAUUAUAAUUCUUAUUACUUAUACAAAAAAAAAUAUCUAUAUUAUAUUCAAAGUGAGGGGAUAAAUCGUGAAAAAAAAAAUCUGAGGUGUGCGGUAGGUAGUUUAGCAAGCCCCACUCCAAAGUAUUGAAAAUGAUUCCAAAAUAAUGUGGUACUCUUUAACUGCGAUAAAUACCCUCACCAUCACCACCACCACUCCACCCCCUUUAGAAAAGAAAUCUUAUUAUUUGUCAUAUCAUGGUAUUUAGCAUCGCAUUGGUCUACUCUUCUUCAAGUAGGUCGAAGAAAGAGAGAGAGAAACAAACAGUUCUAGUUGUCUAUUCCUCCCUGGUGUAUGUAAUCCGAAUUGAAUAAUCGUACGUCUAGAAAAGAUCCCAGUCAGAAUGAAGAAAAACAAAAAGCCUCCGCUGUAUGUAUUAAUUGUAUCUGUGUCUUUCUAUUGUUUGUUUCGUCCGCAAUCGGAAAUUAUAUCUAUAGGAAAGGCAAUGGAAUUUCAAAUCAG